Molecule: messenger RNA, 3073 nt
Organism: Cutaneotrichosporon oleaginosum
Lineage: Eukaryota; Fungi; Basidiomycota; Tremellomycetes; Trichosporonales; Trichosporonaceae
Biological process (GO): proton transmembrane transport
Cellular component (GO): membrane
Molecular function (GO): antiporter activity
Source: RefSeq, a predicted model, not a curated record
ACGCCACCCCACGGGCCUCCCCCUCCCUCCCUCCCCCUGCACAGGACGCGCCUUUUUGAGUACAGUCGCGCCAUCGUCUCUCUCAACUACUACUAGACUAGAUCUCACCAUCUCUUUUCCUCUCGCUCUCUCUUCAUCUCCCAAUCAAUCACUUGCCGCAGACUGGCAACAUUGCCAACAUGCACUACACUUUCCAAGAUGCAGUCCUCGUAGGACGCUCCAUCUCGUCCACCGUCAUCAACGGCGACAACCCCGUAAUGGUCGACCCCUCAAAUCCCAUCACCCUCUUCAUCGUCCAGCUCUGCAUCAUCACCGCCUUCACCCUAAGCCUAGGAUGGGUCUUCAAGUUUAUGAACCAGCCAAAAGUCAUCGCAGAGGUCAUCGCUGGCAUCAUCCUCGGCCCCACUGCCAUGGGUCGCAUCCCAAACUUCUCAAACAGCAUCUUCCCAAAGCCCUCCAUUCCAUACCUCAACCUGGUCUCCACAAUCGGUCUGAUCCUAUUCCUCUUCGUCGUCGGUCUUGAAGUCGACAUCUCCGUCGCCAAGCGCAACGGCAGGAACUCGGCCAUCAUCUCCUUUGCAGGUAUCGCCCUCCCCUUCGCCAUUAGCUCGGCCAUUGCAAUCCCGGUCUAUGACGAGUUUGUCGACCACAGCAAGGUCUCGUUCGGCCACUUUCUUCUGUUCAUCUGUGUCUCCAUGGCCAUUACCGCCUUCCCCGUGCUUUGCCGCAUUCUCACCGCCACAAAGCUUCUCGACACAAGGGUUGGCGUCAUUGUCCUGUCCGCCGGCGUCGGCAACGACGUUGUUGGCUGGGUUCUGCUCGCUCUCACUCUUGCCCUCUCGGGACAGGGCUCUGGCGUGUCCUCUGUCUACAUUCUCCUCGCCGCCGUCGGAUGGUCAAUCCUUCUGCUCUGGCCCAUCCGCAAGGCGUUCUACUGGGCGGUCAAGCGCUCUGGUUCCCUCGAGACCGGCCACCCCACCCCAGGCAUCAUGACCCUCACCCUCAUGAUCGUUUUCAUCUCGUCCUUUAUGACUGGUAUCAUUGGCGUUCACCCCAUCUUUGGUGGUUUCAUCGCUGGUCUCAUCAUCCCUCACGAGGGCGGCUUUGCUAUUGGUAUCACCGAGCGCAUUGAAGAUCUCGUCACCAUGCUCUUCCUCCCCAUCUACUUUACCCUUUCGGGUCUCAACACCAACCUCGGUUCGCUCACCGAUGGCAAGGCCUGGGGCUAUGUGGUUCUCCUUUGCGUUAUCGGUUUCGCCGGCAAGUUUGUCGGCUGCGCUGCCACGGCCAAGCUUCUCAAGUACUCUUGGCGCGAGUCGGGCGCUAUCGGCAUGCUCAUGUCUUGCAAGGGUCUUGUCGAGCUCAUCGUCCUCAACGUCGGUCUCGAGGCAGGCAUCAUCGAAGAAAAGCUCUUCUCCAUGCUCGUUCUUGUUGCCGUCGUUCUCACUUUUAUCACCACACCCUGCACCCUCUGGAUCUACCCCUACAAGUACCACACCAGGGGUUCGGGUGGUGACCUCAAGGACGAGGCCAAGAACCGCGCCGCGCGCGAGGCUUUCCUUGCUACAUCGGCUGGUGGAGCCGCCGGUGGUCGUGAAUACACAACCCGCCUUCUCGUCGUUCUCCAGAAGCUCGAGCACCUCGCGUCAACCAUGUUCAUCACCCAACUCCUCGAACCUGAGCUCAAGGUUGCCGCCCAAAUCACCGCCACCGAAACUGCCGACGCCAAGCGUCCUGAUGGUAGCGUCAAGGCCGCUGAGGCUGCUCUAGAAAGCGGUGCUAGUGACCGCGAGACCACUCCUGGUCGCGACUCGAUUGGGGCUGCUGGCAGCGCCAACGCACCUGUUCACAUUGAUGCCCUCAAGCUCAUCGAGCUCACCGGUCGUACCUUCUCCGUCAUGCAGUCAGCCGAAAAGGACCAGCUGCUGCUGACCGACGACGCCCUCCAGCUCUACAAGCAGUUUGGUCGUCUCCGCGGCAUGGACAUCAAGCCUCACAUCUCCAUCGUUGGCCAGGAGAGCUUCCCCGCAGCCGUUGCAGAGUAUGCGCAGGACCUCGACUCGGAACUCAUUGUCAUCCCAUGGACUGUCAACUCCCCCCAGGCGCAGGGCGACAUUCUCACCAACGAUGACCAGCCUGGCUCGUCCACCGGCCCAUCGACGGUCGCUGCUCCUACUACUCCGUUCGACAACAUCUUUGCCACAGACGGUUCACCCAUCUACACCCACUUCAUCCGCAACCUGUUUGCACGCGCCACGUCGGACAUUGCUCUCUUCAUUGAUCGCGGUUUCGGUGGUGCGCAUGUCACACCUCCCGGGUCUGGCCAGCACGUCUUCUUCCCCUUCUUUGGCGGCCCCGAUGACCGCCUCGCACUCCGCCUUGUGGUCCAGCUCUGCCACCACGCCCACGUCUCCGCCACCGUCAUCCGCAUCACUCACAGCGACGUCUCUGACUCUGGCUCCGAGUCGGGCACUCUCCAGGACAAGGACGAGACCAAGCUGUCCGAGUCGGCCAAGGUUCACCAGGCUGCCCUCCUUUCUAACCAGCUCACCAUUGGCGGGCCCAAACUCGAGGAACGCCAGAACCGGGUUCUGUCCGAGACGGCCGACAACGUCGCCUGGACGUACUACACCUCGGCCACUGGCGCCUCGAACGAGGGUGCGCUGUCGCGCAUCGUCUUCUCGUCGAUCGAGACGUCGACGCCGCUCACAGAUGCGGUCAAGUACGCCGAGCAGGCGCUGAGCGCCGCUGCCAACGAGCGGAUGUGGCGCCCUCUUCUUGUCGUCAUGGGCCGUGGCCGCCGCUCGGCGGCGUACAACCACGAGCGCGAGGCAUCGAGCCUCCUGGCUGCGCGGGGGCACAACCCGACGGUUGGCGCCGAGCUGCGCAAGACGGUCGGAGAUCCGACUGCAGCCAUCAUCCUGGCCAGUAGCCAGCGCAUGAGCCAGACGUCGUACCUUGUCUGCGAGGCUGGCCAGUGAUGAUGAGGUAUUUAGGCUAGUUUAUCUUUUGUAUUGCUGCGUGCUGUUUGUGUACGGUUGCGUUUUGAUCUAUGCAUAGUUGGAAAGCGGUG